AUGUCGACCUGUCGACCUGUCGACCUGGUCCAGGAUCCGGUGGCCAAGCCCAACAUGCGCGGCCCCAGCAAGCGUGGUGCAGGGGCCUUCUUCGAUAGCAAGGUGACCCAGGAGUUCCUGAAAGUGAACAAGCUGAAGGUCUUAUUGCGGUCUCAUGAGAAGCGUCAAGAGGGUGCCGUGCUCGAAAUUCUGGGGUUUGGCUUUACGGAAGGGGUAUAG
Cladocopium goreaui is the source of this 219-nucleotide messenger RNA. The record is from the annotation of a GenBank genome assembly. Lineage: Eukaryota; Dinophyceae; Suessiales; Symbiodiniaceae.